Molecule: messenger RNA, 1132 nt
Organism: Salvia miltiorrhiza (redroot sage)
Lineage: Eukaryota; Viridiplantae; Streptophyta; Magnoliopsida; Lamiales; Lamiaceae
Product: mitochondrial ATP-independent inner membrane protease subunit 2-like
Exons: 5
Coding region: 136-855 (239 amino acids)
Molecular function (GO): serine-type endopeptidase activity
Source: RefSeq, a predicted model, not a curated record
GAAAUUUCGUGAUUGAACACGCAGUUUAUGUGAUACAAAGAAAAACCUUCUCUCAAAAAAAAAAAAAAAAAAAAAAAAUCAAACUACUAUUCGAUAAAAUUGGAAAUUCCAGCCAUAUUACGACUCAUAUCACCAAUGAGUUAUUUCUUCAAAAAAGAUCACAAACGAGUUAUAAAAGGAAAUGCUCAAGGGUUUAACGGAAAUUACAGGCUACAGACCUCACCUUUAGAAAUGGUUGCGCUCUCAACAUGGCUGCGCUACAUUGGAACCAAAUUUGAUUACUCUGUCUCCGUCGCAAAGAUGUCCUAUGUACGAGGUCAAAUUGCUGACACGCAAGUACUUGAUACCAUAUGGAAGAACUUUUCCCAUGGAAGGUUGACUUUCUUGCAUUGGAAUAAAGGAGAAGAGAUGGACCCAAUAAUUGGGACUCAGGGUGGAACUCUUCUUGUUCGGAAAAUUCCAGAUCCUGAUCCUACGAGCGUGCAGAUUGGAGAUGUGGUAGUAAUGAAGGACCCUGAAGAUUCAGCCAAUUAUCUCAUAAGGAGGUUAGCUGCAACCGAAGGAUAUGAAAUGGCAUCUAAAGAUGCGGAUGAGGAACCUUUUGUCCUUGAAAAAGAUCAAUGUUGGGUAUUAGCUGACAACGAUAAACUGAAGCCAAAGGAAGCCUAUGAUAGUCGAAUUUUUGGUCCAGUUACCAUGACGAACAUAGUUGGUCGAGCCAUUUAUUGCCUGAGGAAUGCUGUGGAUCAUGGGCCCGUCAAAAAUAGCGAAUCUAGCACGACAAAGGAUUCACCUGUUCUGGAAGUGGAACUAGAUGUUGAUGAGAUGUUUAAGAACCAUAAAGCACAGAGCUAGGUUAUGCUCCGCUCUUUCUUCGUUCGAGCUGUUGGACGAUGCAUGAGUACGGGACAAGAAAUCGUUUUCAUACAAGUUGUGAAAGAAAUGCUGCUAAUCAAGGUAGACUGAUGGAAGUGGGUUUGCCAAUAUUGAGUAUUUGUUGCUCUGAGAUUAUUGUGGUGAUUUUGUAGCAGCUUUCAACUAUGGUUCCAUCAUUGCCACUGCUCAUUGUUCUCAAUAAUUCGGAUUACUUUGGGAUACAUUCUAAUGCAAUUUUUCUCCAAUGAUUUUCUCA